AUGAGCCUCGGAUAUGGUGUCGGGGACUUCCUCGCUGUAGUGAAUCUCGCCAAAGCCAUCAGGGUGCGCUUUGUUAGGGCACCAGACCAAUUCAGACAUAUAUCAGAAGCUUCAAAGACCUUGUGCAAUGUCCUCCGCGAUAUCAAAGACAUCUACGAGCAAGCGGAGCUUGAUACCCAGCAGGAGAAACACCUAGACGAAAUCUCUCGCUCCUGCCGUAGUGGACUGAAUGAACUACUCAGCAAAUUAGACCAAUACCAGGAGUUGGACCCUGGCACUAACAGCCUAGGGGGGACCUGUCGUCGUGUCUGGAAAAGACUCAAAUGGGACCAAGCCGAGAUGGCGGAGAUUUGUCAGAGGAUACAGUCCAAUGUUCACAUCUUUCAUCUCUUCAGUACUAGUCUGACUAGUCAAGUAGCCUUUGCUACAAACGAGCUCGUUCACCGAGUUAACAAUACCAUGGAAGACAAAGCUCAGCAUAAACUCCUUGAAUGGCUCACGACCGUCAACUAUGCCACUCAGCAAGAGGAAUAUCUCAAACGUCGGCAAGAGGGUACCGGUAAGUGGCUACUAGGCACAGACAAGUUUCAGCAGUGGAUUGACAACGAGAAUAAAAAUAUCCUUUGCACGGGCAUCCCUGGAGCUGGAAAGACAAUACUCACUGCUGUUGUCAUUGAAUAUCUCGAGGAGAAGUGUAAACAUGAUCGAAAUUGUGGUCUCGCCUACAUUUACUGCAACUUCCGGUGCCAUCAUGAGCAGAGUGUGGACGAUAUACUUGCGAGUCUGAUAAAGCAAUUGUGUCAAAGAAUGUCGUCCCUUCCUGAGGAUAUAAAGACGCUAUAUGCACAACACAAGAAACGUCAGACACGGCCGAAACUCGACGAACUUUCCGAGAGCCUAUCCGUUCUGCUUGGUCACUUCUCGAGGAUCUUCAUAGUGGUGGAUGCCCUUGAUGAAUAUUCAUCAAGAGGUGAAGCGCUACGCAGGCUGUUAUCCGAGUUAUUUCGUCUGCAGAGCAACAGCACGGUUAGCAUAUUCGCUACGUCACGGCAUAGCCCGUGGAUCCAGUCGGCAUUCGAGGGUUGUUUGCAGCAAGAAGUUUCUGCUGCCACUGAAGAUGUAGAGGCGUAUCUGCGAGGUCACAUGUCCGAUCUGUCAAGAGCCGUGCUACGCGACAAAGAUCUACAGGAGGAAAUAGUCAAAGCAAUUACGAAAACAGUGGAUGGAAUGUUUCUUCUUGCUCAACUCCACCUUGACUCAUUGAGAGGAAAACUCUCGGUAACGGCGGUUAAGAAAACACUAGAGAAAUUGCCAACUGGAACUGACGCGUACGAUAUUGCAUAUGAAGAAGCCAUGGAGCGGAUAAAUGGGAAGACGGAGGGAGAAAAGGAGUUGGCAAUUCAGAUUCUUGCAUGGAUCACCUGCGCUCAGGUGCCGCUGAUGAUAGAACAGCUCCAAUUUGGCCUUGCAGUUGAGCCCGACGAGGCAAAGUUUGAUCCAGAUAAUCUUCCUGACACGCAAGACAUGGUAGCUGUUUGUGCUGGCUUGGUGACUAUAGACGAAAAGUGUCGUAUCAUUCGCUUAGUCCACCAUACCGCACAGGAGUAUUUCGAGAGAUCCCAGACAAAGUGGUUUCCCCGAGCGCACUAUGAAAUGGCAAGAGUCUGCGUGGCAUACUUAUCGUCUAGCCUUCGGGUUGGAGUAGACUUACCCUCAUCCGGUUAUUCUUUUUACUACUACUGUUGUAGCUAUUGGUACGAUCACUUUAAGCUCGCCCGUGCAGAGCCAGGGUUGGUACUCGGCUUUUUGCAGGACACGAAGAAGCUCGCGCAUUGCUUUCGACAAUCAUUUACAUUUAUGACAACUGAGACAGUUUUCAGGCUGAGCGCGAUAUUGCCAGAUUCGGUGACGAAAGCCCAACUGGCCGCAUACUUUGGAUUCGACAGUGCGCUGAAGGAGCUAAUAGAAGCCGGACAUUGCUUCAAUGCCCUUGAUGCUGCAAAUAGAUCUCCAUUGUCUUGGGCGGCAGACAAUGGCCAUGAGGCAGCAACCAGGGGACUCUUCCUAGAUCAUCAAGACCGGUGGGGGUUUACUCCACUCGCGCUAGCAGCAACAAAUGGCUACUGUAAGGUUGUGAGCCUACUCCUGAGCAAUGGAGUCAGUCCAGACUUGAAGAGCAACGAUGGCCGAACCCCUUUGAUGCUAGCUUGUGAGCAACGCCCUGGACGGGUCAGCAGACCUUUAAGAAUGCUUAUCGGGAUCAAGAAGAUAAUAGAGGGUCACUUAGAACUGCGAUCGAGCACAUUUUAUAGUUACAAGAGGGUAGUCGAGCUUUUGCUCGAGGCAGAUUGUGACCCUAAUUCAAAAGAUGAACGUGGCCGGACCGCGCUUCACCUGGCCGCUGGAAUACUAGACACAGAAAUUAUCAAGCUAUUACUAGCUAAGGGGGCUGACCCUCUUAGCACGGAUAAUGCAGGUCAGACACCGCUUUUCUACGCAGCAGGACACGGGAAUGCGAUGGGUGUCCGAUUAUUGCUCGAACAAGGGGUCAAUCCAAACCACCUGAGUGAUAUAGGCACAACCCCAUUGCUUCUCGCUUGCAAGUGGCAAGCCACCGAUGUUGUCAGAGAUCUACUAGACUGUGGUGCUGACCCUAGCCUCGCCGAUCAUAGAAUCGGUCGAACUCCAUUGGUAUGGGCAGCAGCGAAGGGUUGUGAUUCGAUGGUGGAAACAUUAUUGAGAAGAGGCAUUGACGUGGAUAGCCAGGGCCGUGACGGUUGGACGGCUCUGUUGGCUGCUAUAGUGUUUGCUCACAGAACAACCGUCAGAAAAUUGGUCAAACAUGGCGCUGAUCCGAACCUUCCUGGCCCUCGACAUGGCAGAACUCCUCUCUGGUGGGCUGCAAGAAUGGGAGAUGAAAUUAUCUUAAAGCAAAUUCUUGAAUCUGGGGGCGACCCUGAUGCUGCCGACAAGCAAGGGACAACACCAUUGAUGAAAGCAGCAUCAGCUGGAUACGCUAAUAUUGUCAGAUUACUGCUAGGUACGGGCAAUGUAAACCCUGAGCGCCGAAACAAACGGGGCGAUGACGCUACAACCAAGGCACGAUGCAGAGGGCACGACCGAAUCGCGCUACUUUUGGAGGUCAACAUGGACAUCAAAGAGACUUUGAAGGUGAAAGACAUCCCCGCCGAACGCGCAGACGCACGCCUCUGCACAAAUUGUGGUCUCCGCGGACAAUUUCAAGAUUUCCCUAGGUGUCAGCAUUGCUUACAUGCCACAAAAGUUCGUUCAGUCUUUUGCUCUACAUGCGAUGACUUCCUUACUGUUUACUGUGCCAGUCCCAUACAUCGCAACGGUGCUCUCAAGUCUAAGAUAUCCUACGCUCGUGCUAGGAAAGUAAUAUGA
This is a messenger RNA of Aspergillus luchuensis, 3405 nucleotides long. RefSeq lists its product as uncharacterized. NCBI's taxonomy places the organism in Eukaryota, Fungi, Ascomycota, Eurotiomycetes, Eurotiales, Aspergillaceae. Gene Ontology annotation, molecular function: protein binding. The coding region runs from base 1 to 3405 and encodes 1134 amino acids. The record is from RefSeq and is a predicted model, not a curated record. The transcript is spliced from 4 exons.